AUGUUCGAGUACACGCUCGAAGCCUUGCACAUCUGCGUAUGGGAUGCCUACGACUGGGUCUUUGGCAAGAGUGAGCGGGAGGAGUGGCUGGAGAAGCGCGUAGAGGGGCUCGAGUCGGCUGUGGCGACUCUCCAGGAGCUUAUGCAAGACGUAGCUGAGAACCUCACUCGAGCCGCGGACCGGUCAGAGCUUCAGGCCGCAGAGACGCGUGUCAUGAAUGCCAUCCAGGCAGCCAUCGCAAUGCGGCAAGCUCCUGCCGUGUCGUCAGGAAAAUCACGCUCAGCAGAAUGCACUACUGCAAAGUCCUUCGGAAAGGGUGUUGCCGUGUUUGGUUCCUCCCGUGCCUGCAAGGUCUACUCGCCAUACGUGCAACCCACGACGCCUGACCCAUGGGGCCGUUUCUGA
This is a messenger RNA of Symbiodinium natans, 405 nucleotides long. The record is from the annotation of a GenBank genome assembly. NCBI's taxonomy places the organism in Eukaryota, Dinophyceae, Suessiales, Symbiodiniaceae.